ACCUGCCUGCUAUAGAGUUUCAGUUACUUGUGAUGUUUUAUUUUAACUUGGCUUGUAUCGUUUCAAAUUCUUUCAUUUGGCAGUCAUUUUAUUAGCCCCUAGCAAGAGGUUGAUAAACUUAAAGGGAUAGUUUGCAAAACACACCAACUUGGCUGCUGACAUUUUUGGGAAUGUGUUAAAGGGAUAUUUCACCCAAAUUACAAAAUUACAUAUUGGUUUCCUUACCCUGUUAGCAAUCUAUGGGCAAGGUAAGACAGUAAUCACUGCUUUGGUUUUGUUUACGUGGUCACUGUUGGCACAAAUCAAAUGCAAGUCAAUGGUACCGAUAUAAGCAUUUUUCACGCUUCAUGUCCAGAUCAUCUAUAAUAACUUCCCUGAGCUACACAAUCAAUUUGAGAUACUUUAGGGUGAUUUGGUCAGUAAGCACAAAAAAAUGCUAAUAUCAGUACCUUUGUGCCACACAUGGAAAAAAAAAAAAGGAUUUGGAGACAGUGACUAGGUAAACAAAAAACCAAGCAUGGAUUGCUGUCAUACCUUGUCCGUAGACUUGUACACCAUUUUGUAAUUUGGGUGAGCUAUCACUAACAGCGGACUAAUGAACAAAAUACUAAACUAUUCCUUUAAGUCUAUACCUUUAAGGCUGAGGCAGGGUGAAAAGGAUGCUAAAAGCCACUCUGUUAUUUUUAUCACUGAACAGGAACUCCAGUAUUGAAGCCAUCAACACAAACAGACAGGGUACGGAUGGAUGCUGGGGGGUGCACGGACUCGACCAGUCAGUAUGGGGCAGAAUGUAUGGAGAGACCCAUUGGGGACCAUAGACAUUGAGGUUUAGGUGGUUUAGACCUACUAUUAAAUGUAUUGAAUAGCAUCUGCUUUAUAGUGUACUGUACACAGAGAUAUCACAGGUCAACACUGACAUUCUCACAGAAUCAUAUGCAGACAUGCAGACAUUUACAAUAAAAAGCAUGUUAUGUGGACAUCAAAAACUCAAAAACUGAAACGUGCUCAUUCAGGACACAAAAAAAAUGUCUUGAACGACUUUGCCCUCUGGUGGUGAUUUUCUAACAGUAGCCAACGUGUCAUCAGUGCCCGGUUUAUCAAAAAAUUAUCUGUCUGGAUUUCGCAUAUAGGGAUAGGAUUAAACGCAUGGAAAUAUAAUGACUAGGACGGGUGUCCUCAUUCAAGUCAGUGAUUCGACCGUUCUAUUCAUUAUAUGUUUAUCCAUUUAAUCCUGGAUGCUGUUUAUAGGUUUUUCCCGCUUGUGUAUCUAUGUCAACCUCUUCCAACUCGCAGCAUCCAGUGGUCCUCGCGCUCUACUGAUUGUGUGAAGUCACGCACGCACUGCUCUCGAGCGCGCUCAGCGCAGCGGCGGUUCCCGCCUCGGGGAUGGCGCCCUCUGCUUCGGUGUUCAAGUCGGGUUUUCAACCUCUGGACAACAAACCUCGGAUGGAAAGUGUACUUCCCGACCCGGAGCAGCUAUUGCUGUUCCUCAGAAAACUCAAAGAGGUGUUCGACGUGUGCGACGAGGAUUCGGAUGGUUUCAUUCGCGUGGAGCAUUUCGUAGAUCUCGGUUCACAGUUCGGCCAAGGAGACGAGGUGAAGAAGUUGGCCAAAUGCUUGGACCCCAAUGCUCAGGGCAGGAUCAACUUCAAGGAAUUCUGCCAUGGAGUGCUGGCUAUCAAAGGCUGUGAGGGGGUCCUGAAGACCACACUGGGAGCUCGCAGUAUCACACAGCGUCUCUAUGAGAUCGACAGCGGUUACUACUACAAGCGUGGUGACAAAGCGCUUGCACAUCCGGUCAUCAUGUGCACGCGGGUGUCCGUUAACCCCGAGCCUGGGUGCCAUCUAUUCCCAGAGGGAGAGGAGGAAGGAGAGGUGGAGGGCAGAGAGAAGGCAGAGUUAGACAUGGACAGUGCUGUGGAGAGCAACCCGGGAUCAGAUGUCUCUGAAGGGGAGAGGAGCGGAGUAGACAAGGAGGAUGGACCGGGGGGACUUUUCUUUCCUGGAGACAAGUGCAGUCAGCUAAACCCAUCGGUGACCUCUGACCUGUCGACGCGUUCCUCUGCCUCUCUGAACGAGGAGCAGUUUGAGGACUACGGAGAGGGAGAGGACGUGGACUACACUCCCAGCAGCCCCUGCCCCGAGGACGAGACGCGCACCAACGGCUACUCUGACCUGGGCUCCUCUGUACCCUCCAGUGCUGGCCAGACCCCAAGGAAGACACGUCACCUGUACAACAAUGAGACGAUGGACGUGUACUGUUCCCAGUGCUGUAAGAAGGUCAACCUACUCAACGACCUGGAGGCCAGGCUGAAGAACCUCAAAGCCAACAGCCCCAAUAGGAAAAUCUCCAGCACAGCCUUUGGCAGGCAGCUCCUCCACACCAGUAACUUCAGCAGCAGCAACGGCAGCACGGAGGACCUGUUCCGAGACAGCAUUGACUCCUGUGACAUCGACAUCACUGAGAAGGUGAGUUACCUAGAGAAGAAGGUAGCAGAGUUGGAGAAUGACACCCUGAUGAACGGAGAUCUCAAGUCCAAGCUGAAGCAGGAGAACACACAGCUGGUUCACAGGGUCCACGAGUUGGAGGAGCAGUUGAAGGACCAGGAGGCGCGGGCAGAGCAGAACACAGAGGAGGAGCAGAGACGACACCGUGAGGCCUACAGCAAGAUGGAGAGAGACAAGAACACUGAGCUAGAGCUGCUACACAACCGAGUCCAACAGCUAGAGGAGGAGAACGGGGAUAUAUCGGUCAACAUGUGCAGACUGAAGUCUCAGACAGAGAAACUGGACGAGGAGAAGCAGCGUAUGACAGACAAGCUGGAGGACACCAGUCUGAGGCUAAAGGAUGAGAUGGACCUCUACAGGAAGAUGAUGGACAAGCUGAGGCAGAACAGACACGAGUUCCAGAAGGAGAGGGAGGCCAUGCAGGAGUUGAUUGAGGACCUUCGUCGGGAGCUGGAGCACCUGCAGCUGUUCAAGCUGGAGACAGAGAAGCCUGGCCGCGGCCGCAGCUCCUCAUCUGGGCUGACGGAGUUCAACGCCAAGACCAGAGAGAUGGAGCUGGAGCACGAGGUCAAGAGACUCAAACAGCGGUUUGUCUCGCAGGACUUUCCUCUGACCUCUGACCUCCGCCACCUCGUAGUAUCCGCUGGGGCACGCCUCCGUCACGGUCAGACGGAGAACCUGAAACUGAGGGAACAGAACGACGACCUGAAUGGUCAGAUCCUCAGUCUGAGUCUGUAUGAGGCUAAGAACCUGUUUGCCACCCAGACCAAGGCCCAGUCGCUGGCUGCCGAGAUAGACAAUGCCUCACGAGACGACUUGAUGGAGGCCCUCAAGGAGCAGGAGGAGAUCAACUUCCGUUUGCGGCAGUACAUGGACAAGAUCAUUUUGUCUAUCCUGGACCACAACCCCUCCAUCUUGGAGAUCAAGACCAACUAGAACCCCCCAACUAGAAACCAACGACUAGAACCCCCUCCGGGAAUGGGAAAGGGAAAGGAAGACUAGCCACGGUGGGGCCUGGGACAGCUGGACAUCAUUGCCCCCUGCUGCCCCAGGAGUGGAACUGUGAACUUGGGUGUAUUCAUUAGGCACAAAACAGAAGAAAACAGACAUAUUGGGAGGUAUUACCUGGACUUGUCCAAUUAGAAACACUAGUUUUUGUGUUCUGUUUCUAAACGUUUUGCUACGGUGUGGCCUAAUGAAUAUGCGACUGGAGCUAUAGGGGAAUUUCUGUGUUGACUACUAAAGUUUUGGUACUUCGUCAUCAUACUUCUGUUUUCUGUGACUCAUCAACAGAUGUUGGUAUCUCCCUCAUGUCUCCUUCAUGCACUUUCUUCUAUGUUCUCAAUUUUUUUCUCACAGCCUCAUCUUUAGUCUUAAACACAAUCGAGAUUAAUUAUUACUGGGAAAAAUUAUUAUACUGGGCAGGUGCUUUGAAUAUGUAGGGCAUUACUGGUUGUUGAACACUGGAUGUACGUACUCUAGUGGUGUGUGUUGAAACAAUGUGAACACAAAUCUAUUGGUCUUCAAUAGCGUGCGUUGUAGCCAUAGGGGAAGAUAGGAACAGAGAGAGACUGGCAGAUAGACAAACAGAGAUCUUUAGCUUCCAGACAACCCUAUCCCCACUGCUUCCUUAAAGUUGAUCUGUGUUUGAUCGCUGAAGACCGGUAUGUGGAUAGAGGCAUGUUGAUGAAGAAAGUAAAGCAGCACGUGUUUCUGUGCGUAAGAAGAGUGACAGAAAGAGAUGAGAGGAGAGAGAAAGUAUUGUACAAGCAUCUCCAUGUCAAAAGAUAUUGGCUUUGACUCAAGAAGAUAUCAGUCAUGUGAAGUGAUAAUGAGAGGCAGCAGAACUUGGUGUGAUGGAAUGGCUUUGUGAAGUCAAGAAGGAACAGGUGAAGUGUAUCGGUCAGUACAGAGGAAGAUAAGAGAAGAAUGCCUUCCUAGGGAACUCUGAGAUGACGGUACAGUAUGAUCUGUGUAGAGUAAUACUGUAUGAUAAAUCCAUAUAGUAAAUCCUUAACUCACACAGUGAGUUGUUAAUUGGCUGGUUGAGAAUUUCCGGAUGCCAAUUCCUCUUAAUCAUCAUUAUUUUCUACUCAGACAUUCUGUGGUAAGUCUGUCUAAAUAAGUUGGUUAGACCUGGGAUAUCUUCUAUGAAGGAUGUCCCAUUGCAUAGAGCUGCUAUAGCUACCCACAUGAAAAACCAUAGUAUACUAUGGUAUAUAUACUAUAGUAUUCACUGUAGUGUUUUGUUGACUUUUUUUCUGACUUACAGAGUCCGCAAAAACACUGCAGUGAAUAUUGUAGUAUUUAUUGUAGUGUUUACUGUAGUAUUCUGUAUUAUACUGUAGUAUUUAUUGUAGUAACUGUAUUAUACUGUAGUAUUUACAGUUAACUAUAGUAUAAAUACUGUAACAAUCGAAAACUGUAGUAUAUACUAUAGUAAUAAUGUAUUGUUUUUGUGGAUUGUAGUAUUUACUGUAGUGUUUUUGCAGACAUUACUGUAGUAUUUACUACAUUGUUUUUGUUUUAUUAUCUUUGACAUAGAAAUGGAGGCUUUCUCCUUCAGGAAACCUACUGGAGAAAUAGAUUGUUGUUCAGAGCUUCUGCUCUUUUCUAUAACCUGUAGGGAACACACAACAAGGUAUUUACUACAGUAUUUUUUUGUGGCUAAUACUAUAGUAUUUACUAUAGUUUCUACAGUAUACUAUAACAUUCUAUAGUAAGUACUACUGUACACAUGAUCAAGGAAUACUACAGUGUGUAGUAUAGUAUACUACAGUUUACUAUAGAAUUCUAUAGGAGGUACUUUAGUAUUUUAUAGUAUACUGUAGUAUUUUUGUAUGUGGGUAUUAGCCCAUUAGCCUAUAUGCUUUAUAUUUCUGUGUCGGACACUGCCACUCCACUCUCCCUAUAUCCACACUGAACAAGAGACAAACCCUCCCAGCAUACAGGGCUGUCAAGUCAACAGCAUAACAAUGUACAAGCACACGAAUGUAACCCUAUGGAUGUGAAUGUACAGAAUGCUUAAUGCAUUCUGCAUAGAGAUAGAUACAGUAUUUAUCUCUAUGUUAUUCCACAUCUCAAUGUGUUUUAUGAAUUUCCUCUGGGUGUUAAGCCAUGUCAGUCUGGCUCAUUGAAUCAUCCCUGUCAUCUCUAUAUAAGAUACUGUAGUAUACUGUAGUAUAUUCAUCAGAAGUUAACUUACUGUAGACUAGAGUUUGGUACUAAUAAGACUGGAAUAGCAAUCAUACUGGAGUCUAUACAGAGUAUAUGGGUAGUGUUUGCCCUUUGGCUAGUAUACUGUAAAUAUCAUGAAUGUCUCACGUAGCUAACAUUCUCUCUCUUAAAACCUAAUGGGUUUUUGUGUACAAAUCUACAUUUUGUUGAGACAGUUUUCAAAUGUCAUACAGUAGGCCUUUGCUGUACUACUGUAUUCGAGGGGACGUUGAUAGGCAAAGGGGAUAACCUGCUGUAAAUUAAAUUGCUCUAAACGUAUGUUUUGCUUCCUUGCACAAAAAUAUGUUGUUUUUUCUUAUUUUUGCAUGUUCUCACCUUUUCUGGUAAUCGUGCCUUUAAAACACUUAUCUAUUUUUCUUUUUCUUAAUAUAGCUAUGUUGUUUAGACAACUUAAUAAUGAAUAUUUUUACUGUUGCUUUAAAAACAAUUGUCUGAAUGAUGUUCAUGACUUGUAAAUGUUGUACAGAGAUACUUUAGUUAGGAUUUGUAUUGUGCCACUCACCACACUUUUACAGAUGAGACUACAAAAAUACAAUUUUAUACAGUUCUAUCAGGAAAUGGCCAGGUAAUCAACUCUAGUUUAUAAAACUGUUACAUCACAAGUUGAUUUUGUAUUUUUUUCUCCCCAAUUGCGUGAUAUCCAAUUGGUAGUUACAGUCUUGUCCCAUUGCUGUAACUCCCGUACGGACUCGGGAGAGGUCAAGGUUGACAGCCAGUCCUCCAAAAAAUGACCCUACCAAACCUCACUGCUUCUUGACACACUGGUCGCUUAACCCAGAAGCCAACCGCACCAAUGAGUUACAAGAAACACGGUACAACUGGUGACUGGGAUGGAACCCGGGUCUGUAGUGAUGCCUUAGACUGCUGCGCCACUUGGGAGGCACAGCACAAGGUUUUUUAUUUAAAAACAGAUGAGCAUUGGGGCAAUAUAUAUAUAUUUUUCUGUUUCUGCGGUAACCUAUCUAUGAAUGCGGUGUCCAUUGCUUUUAAGAUCGCUUUGGUUUCUGCAUCCUUUCAAAGUAUGUUGAUAUGGUUUCCCCCUGUCUUCCUAUACACUAAAUAAACUGCUGAGAAAUAUGACUUUUCUCUAUACCAUACCAGCCUGGCACUACAAAGUUUACUUCUACAACCUUGAAAGAUUCACUUCACACAAAUUGAAAUGAAGUUGAGAUACAUUGAGAAAUGUCUUCAAAUUGAGCGUUGACCUCGGCCUCAUGUAGAAGCCCUCCUAUCGUUUGAGGUGAUGUUGACCAAUGGCAUCCCAUUUCAGACAGUGCAACAACCAAUCACCUGUUGAGCACUGUCACAAAGUUUCACUUGCAACAUUUUAAAUAAACUCAAACGUUUCCCAUUUGUGUGCUCCUAAAUACUUCCCAACACAAUUAAAUAUGUAGUCUCCUACUCUUCAAGAUAUUGAAAGGUUGGAUUUUAAAGUGCACAAGGUGUGGCAUUGUGGCAAUAAGAAUGGCUUGGGCUUGUGAUAUCUUGUGAUUUUCUGUUACCUUGUUUCUGUUGUCCUAUUUCUCUACCACAUACCAUUGUUACUGAUACAUUGAAGCACUGUACUGUAUGUGGCUGUAAGUAGGCUACUACUUAUGGUAUGAGGUCUUAUCUGCAAUUGUGAUGUACAAACAACUUUAAGCUGUAAAUAAAGAGAUUUGCCCUGGCAUGAUUACAA
This is a messenger RNA of Oncorhynchus kisutch (coho salmon), 7423 nucleotides long. Its product is annotated as rab11 family-interacting protein 4A. Lineage: Eukaryota; Metazoa; Chordata; Actinopteri; Salmoniformes; Salmonidae. The transcript has 16 exons. Gene Ontology annotation, biological process: endocytic recycling; regulation of cytokinesis. The coding region runs from base 1387 to 3444 and encodes 685 amino acids. Gene Ontology annotation, molecular function: calcium ion binding. The record is from RefSeq and is a predicted model, not a curated record. Gene Ontology annotation, cellular component: cleavage furrow; midbody; endocytic vesicle.